AUUGGCCCCAUACUUUUGAUUAAUCUCGCUCUGUAGAAACAGAGCACAAACUCUCGCGAUGUUUCCGUGCUUUGUGAACAGCCUCUUGGUCUGAACACAAAUAAGCUGCUUGCGCAUCUCAGCUGACGCGGCGGGAACGGGGAGAGCUCGAGACCCUGGCGGAGGGUGUCAACAUGGGGAAGUGGAGGUGGUUCCGUGUCUCUCUGGUUCUGGGUUCAGUCUUUAUGAUCCUGUUGAUUAUUCUCUACUGGGACGACGUUGGAGCCUCUCACCUCUACCUGCCCCCCCUCUCCCCCCCGGCCCGCCCCUCACCACACCCCCACACACCCAACCCCUCCUUCCUCUCCGACAUCAAUGCCUUCGUAAACCAGUUCCUGGAGGGAACCAAUGAUCCUACAGAUUCCGCCCCCCCAGACUCUGCCAACCAAUCAGAGCACGCUGAGGAGCGGUACGUUCCCCGGAGGGAGUGGAAAGUCCAUCUGACGCCCAUCGACCCCGAGAAGCGACUAGGACAGGAGAGAAGGCGGCAGCGUCUCCAUGACCUCUGUCACCAUGGUGAUGACCUGGCUUUUCCGGGGAAGAACCGUUCGUUUGACGACAUACCCAACAGGGAGCUGGAUCACCUGAUCGUCGACGACCGCCACGGUAUCAUAUACUGCUACGUCCCCAAGGUGGCGUGUAGUAACUGGAAGAGGAUCAUGAUCGUGCUCAGUGAGAGUCUGCUCCAGGAGGGAGUUCCGUACAGGGACCCUCUGGCGGUUCCUCAGGAGAUGGUCCACAACAGCAGCCUCCACUUCACCUUCAACAAGUUCUGGAAACGCUACGGGAAGUUCUCACGACACCUGAUGAAGGUGAAGCUCCAGAAGUACACUAAGUUCCUGUUCGUCAGAGAUCCGUUCGUCCGCCUCAUCUCAGCGUAUCGGAACAAGUUUGAGCAGCCCAACGAGGAGUUCUACCGCCGAUUCGCUCUGCUCAUGCUCCGUCGCUAUGGUAACCACUCUGAACCUCCCGCGGCAGUGGGCGACGCGUUUCCUGCGGGAAUCCGCCCCUCCUUCUCAGAGUUCGUCCAAUACCUACUGGACCCCAAGACGGAGAGCGACGCCCCCUUCAACGAGCACUGGAGACAGGUCUACCGGCUAUGCCACCCCUGUCAAAUACAGUAUGACUUUGUGGGUCAGCUGGAGACGGUUGAGGAGGAUGCUGAACAGCUGCUGAGGGUUUUGAAGGUGGACAACGUGGUUGACUUCCCUCCCUCUCACAGGAACCACACGGCCAGCAGCUGGCAGGAGGACUGGUUCAGCAGGGUGCCCCUAGUGGCCAGGAGGGGUCUCUACAGGCUGUAUGAACCAGACUUCAGACUGUUUGGCUACUCCAGACCAGACUCCCUGCUAGACUGACUGACUACAACUACACUCAGAAAAAAUGGCUUUUCUAAAAGGGCUCUUUUCUUGUCUCCAUAGGAGAACCCUUUUUGGUCCCAGGUAUAACUUUUUGGUGGUGAAACAGGUUCUACUUAGAACCUUUUUAGUGAUAAAACUGUUCCACGUAGAACCUUGAAUUAAUUAAACCGUUCUACUUGGAACCAAAAAUAGCUAUUGUCAGUGGGUUCUCCUAUGGGGAAAAUCGAAGAAUCCUUUAUGGUUCCAGGUUGUACAUUAUUUUCUAAGACCAGCCAGACCAGUGCUGCAU
Molecule: messenger RNA, 1689 nt
Organism: Oncorhynchus keta (chum salmon)
Lineage: Eukaryota; Metazoa; Chordata; Actinopteri; Salmoniformes; Salmonidae
Gene: chst12a
Product: carbohydrate (chondroitin 4) sulfotransferase 12a
Biological process (GO): carbohydrate biosynthetic process; proteoglycan biosynthetic process
Cellular component (GO): membrane
Molecular function (GO): sulfotransferase activity
Source: RefSeq, a predicted model, not a curated record